AUGUCGAGAGUUUACAUCGGUCGUUUGCCUGCCAGGUGUUGCGAGAGGGAUAUCGAGAAGUUCUUCAGAGGCUAUGGGCGUCUUCGGGAUAUCGUUCUGAAAACCGGUUACGGUUUUGUUGAAUUUGACGAUGAGCGAGAUGCGGAUGAUGCCGUGUAUGACCUCCACGGCAGAGAGCUGAGGGGUGAGCGUAUUGUUGUUGAACAUGCUAGGCUGCCACCUGGGGCCAGAGGAAUUAGGCGCUAUGGUCCCCCCACUCGUACCGACUAUCGCGUCAUCGUCGAGAAUCUUUCAUCUCGCGUCAGCUGGCAGGAUUUGAAAGAUAUGAUGAGGAAGGCAGGCGAGGUUACGUAUGCCGAUGCACACAAACAAGUGCGAAAUGAAGGGUAUGCACUUUCCUUUCAACUAAACCCCUUUAGCAUUGUUGAAUUUGCAACUUAUAAUGAUAUGAAAGCUGCCAUUGAUAAGUAUGACGGAUAUGUACUCUACGAGAGGCGUCUGAAGGUGUAUGCUGACAAGCCGCGCCAUCGUUCAAGGUCUGGUUCGCGGCGUAGUAGGAGCAGGAGGAGUUCUAGACGCUCUAAGAGUCGAGGCUCCCGACGCAGAGAUAGGUCUCGAUCGGAUAGUCGUCGGCGAUCAUCGUCCAGGCAUUCACGUUCCGAUCGCGACCGUUCCCGUCGCAGUGACCACUCUCGAUCGGAUGAAUCGCGGAAGUCUGGGUCUAGGUCAAGGUCAAGGUCUCGUAGGUCGGAUAGGUCAACUUCACACCGGAGCGAUCGCCGAUCUGCUGGUCGUCACAGCUGUUCUGCUAGCAGGAAUGGUGAUGGUUCGACCGCCGAUAAGGCGAGAUCUCGUUCGGCCUCUCGGGAUCGUUCUAGAUCGGGCUCACACGAACGCUCGCGAUCUCCGUCCCGAUCUGGUUCUGAGCGUAGAUCGCGCUCUGGAUCGCCGGUCGAACGCUCGCGCUCAGCGUCCAAGUCGCGUUCUAGGUCGCGUUCUAUGUCUGAAACUGAGGAGGCGCGUCAGGAAGUCGUCGAACACCACAGCGAGGAUGAGAAACAAGAGUCCAUGGAAAACUGA
Molecule: messenger RNA, 1080 nt
Organism: Hydatigera taeniaeformis
Lineage: Eukaryota; Metazoa; Platyhelminthes; Cestoda; Cyclophyllidea; Taeniidae
Source: the annotation of a GenBank genome assembly